AUGCAUAUUGGCUUCCCAUUAGAUCCAGUGAUCGACGAUCUGGGCCGCCUACGGCGAUUACGAAUUGGGCAAGAACGAAGACGUACGGAACUGAUCAAACGGCUCAAUCAACUGUAUGUUGCACUGGGGACAAGAAGAACACAAGUUCGUGAUGAAUGGAAGCGACGGUAUUACACGGCCAAGAGGCAAGCGCCCAUUCUGGAGGAUCGCAUGAAAGACCAUCGUGAGGUUCUGGACAAAAUGAUGCGUCGAGCCGCUGCUAGCAUUCGCCGAAGCUAUCCGGACUCACGUGAGCACCAAGAACUUGCAUCGGCAAUAGAAAAGCGACGCGAGGUCACCCAGGACGAAUACAAGCUGGCCGAGGUGAUGCUGGCGCUGACCAAAGCGAUCAAGCUCCGAACACAGGCCGAACACGAAGGUCGUGUGCUUGUGGCUGAACUGGAUCGAAGACGAGGUGAAGUGAACUUGGUGAAAUCCACCUCUCCAAACCGCCGGUCGUACGUGUUCUCAUUGUCACCGCGUCGGCAGACAACGGGCAAGUUUGGGUCACAGCCUUUGAAAGUUAAAGGAAGGUUUCAACCUGGCGCCACCCCACGCAAAUCCUAUUUGGGUAGUAUGAUCAAACUACCACCUGUUAAGAAUUUACCAAGCCAAAGAACUAGAAGCCAGCCCGCAGCGCUUCUCCAAACAGACUCUGAAGAGUCGAAUGGGGCAGACCAAGUGUUUCCGAGAUCCAACGAUCUAACCGUAUUCGGUAAGGCAUCCAGUGAUUCGACAAGUACGUCGGCUCUUUCGCAACUCGACAGAGAGUGA
Messenger RNA from Dicrocoelium dendriticum, 813 nucleotides. Lineage: Eukaryota; Metazoa; Platyhelminthes; Trematoda; Plagiorchiida; Dicrocoeliidae. The record is from the annotation of a GenBank genome assembly.